Messenger RNA from Pelobates fuscus (common spadefoot toad), 6787 nucleotides. It is a transcript of the gene PARD3B, whose product is annotated as par-3 family cell polarity regulator beta. Gene Ontology annotation, molecular function: phosphatidylinositol binding; protein binding. Bases 404 to 3874 code for a protein of 1156 amino acids. The record is from RefSeq and is a predicted model, not a curated record. The transcript is spliced from 24 exons. Lineage: Eukaryota; Metazoa; Chordata; Amphibia; Anura; Pelobatidae. Gene Ontology annotation, biological process: establishment or maintenance of epithelial cell apical/basal polarity; establishment of centrosome localization; microtubule cytoskeleton organization. Gene Ontology annotation, cellular component: apical junction complex; adherens junction; cell cortex.
UGCUCCCUCCUCUUCUCCUGUUCCAAUGGAGCCUCUCCUCCCUCUGUGGUGACAUAGUAUCCAUCUGCUCCUCCCCUGCAGCAGUGCCUCUCUGGGAAUCCGGCCCUGAUCCACACUUUUUAACCCGGGACUUUUUAAAGCUUUUUUACCCCUGGACCAUCUUGGCAAAAGCCAAGUGAUCAAACACCUGCAUGCUCACUGUUUAAUUACUGCAAGCACCUGGAUUACUGAUAUAGUUUCAUGUUAUUCCCUCGCCCCCAUGGAUAAAUGAAAAUGAUGGAGCAUGUUGAUUUGGACCUGUAACAGCUUCAAGACAGCUGCACCUGUUGCUAGCAGGAAAGAACACUGAGACAACCAACUGCAAACGGAUAAGUUUAAAGCAGUUUCUUGGUGGGAAAGAAUUAUGAAAGUGACAGUAUGUUUUGGAAGUACUGGGAUUGUGGUUCCUUGCAAGGAUGGAAGGAUAAACGUGAGAGAGUUAAUCCAACAAGCCGCCCAGAGGUUCAUCAAAGCCAGGGAAAAAGAGCCAGGAUACUGGGUAAAGAUCCACCAUUUAGUAUACAGAGAUGGAGGAAUACUGGACCCUGAUGAUCUUGUUGGGGAUGUGGUAGAAGACAAGGACAAGCUUAUUGCUGUGUUUGAUGAGCAUGACUCAUAUGGCCAAGACAGGGCUUCAAUCUCCGUCACAGACCGUCUAAGUCCGGACCCAUUUGAAGCCGAAUUAACUGCCCAACUCUCUGCUUUCCAGCCACUUCGUGGAGAAAUUGAAGUCACGCCGUCCUCUCUAAAACUAGGGACCCCUCUGCUGGUGAGACGAAGUAGCGAUCCCACACUUGCACCUGCAGCCGAUUUCCGUCCAGGUCCAGCACACCCUACGGAGUCAAACGCCAAACCUACCUUGCAGGUACGAUCUAAGGUACUUACAGGAGAGGAACAGAACAAUCUCACUUGGCAAGAAGAGCAUCUAAGAAUUCAGAAGUUCAAAAAUGACUACAGUGAAAUAACAAGAAAGGUAGAGAUUUCGGGGGACGGUGGACCAUUGGGAAUCCAUGUUGUGCCUUUUUUUUCUUCUCUUAGUGGAAGGCCGUUAGGUUUAUAUAUUCGGGGAAUUGAGGAGAGCAGCCGUUCUAAGCGGGAGGGCCUGUUUCAAGAGAAUGAAUGCAUUGUAAAAAUUAACAAUGUUGAACUUAUGGACAGAUCCUUCACCCAAGCUCAAGAAAUAUUUCGCCAAGCAAUGAAACAACGCAGUGUUCUAGUAGAAACUGUCCCACCCCAAAACAGAGACUUAUAUGAAAAAUCCCUCAUCACUUCGCUACCAAUUUUGGAUGAUGAUGAUGAUGAAGACGACAUCCCAAAUAUAAAACCUCCUCCUCCUCCCAUCUAUGGAAAACUUGGCGUAAAGAUGGCCGAACCAACUAAUGGCAUGGAGUCUGUAGGGAUGACUUUGUACCAGUCACCUGCCAGUCCAAACCUGCUGUCACAAAGUGGCAGCUUCUCCUCACCAUCUCUUUCUCCUCUCGGGUUUGGCAACAAGAAAAAUGCCAAGAAGUUAAAAAUUGACCUAAAAAAAGGUGCAGAGGGUCUUGGGUUCACGGUGGUCACCAGAGACUCUUCAGUACAUGGGCCUGGCCCUAUUUUCGUUAAGAGCAUUUUGCCCAAAGGAGCUGCCAUAAAGGAUGGACGGUUAUUGUCUGGAGAUAGAAUAUUGGAGGUGAAUGGCAUUGACAUUGCAGGGAAGACUCAAGAGGAGCUGGUGGCCAUGCUGAGGAGUACUAAACUGGGCGAAAGUGUCUCGAUGGUCAUUGCACGGCAGGACGACGCCUUUCUACCACGUGAAUUGAAAGGAGAAACAGACUACCAUAUUUUCCCUCCAGACAACACAGCACAGAUGACAUUUGAGAUCCCUCUAAACGAUUCUGGCUCGGCCGGUCUAGGAGUAAGUCUGAAAGGAAACAAGUCCAGAGACACCAACACCGACUUGGGAAUCUUCAUCAAAUCCAUCAUUCAUGGAGGGGCUGCUUUUAAGGAUGGCCGUCUGAAAGUAAAUGACCAGCUUCUUGCAGUGAAUGGAGAGAGCUUACUGGGGAAAUCUAAUCGAGAAGCCAUGGAAACACUAAGAAGAUCCAUGUCCAUGGAGGGAAAUAUCCGUGGGAUGAUCCAGCUAGUUAUUCAUCGAAGGCUGGACAGACAAGUGGAGGAUCGAUCAGAUUUUGGAACUGCGAUGAAAGGUGCACUGGAGAACCCACCUGCUACAGAACAGAAUGGUGUGUCAGAAAGGCUAAAAGACUCUGCAAUUUUCGAUGACGGGAAUCAUGAAAAAGAUGUCCCACCUCCAGUACCUCCUCAUCCAAAGGAACACAUUAUCGUGGAAUACUCCAAGUUUAGUUCUGAAGAAGAAUAUCUCGACCAGUCUGAUACAGUGAACCUAAAGUCUUCGAAAAGCAUGGAUCUUGUGGCAGAUGAAAGCAACGUUAGCUCGUUGAGUGGAAGCAAGUCAGUGUCUCCUGAAAAAGAUCUAGGUCCUCGCCUUGGGCUUAAAAAGUCCAGCUCACUUGAGAGUCUGCAAACUGCUGUUGCUGAAGUCAAGAAGAAUGAGCUUCCAUUCUACAGACCAAGACCACAUAUGGUCCGUGGAAGAGGCUGCAAUGAGAGUUUCCGAGCUGCCAUCGACAAGUCAUAUGACGGGCCUGAGGAAGAAGAAGAUGGACUGUCUGAUGUGAGCUCCCAUUCGGGCCGAGAAACUCCUAACAGCGAAUCAGCUCUUCAGGGGAAUCCUGCACACGAGGAUGCCGAUAAAGCCAAGAAAGACAAGAAAAAGAAAGACAAGAGAAAGGAGAAAGAAAAGGAGAAAGGCAAGUCUAAAGUGAAAGAUAAGAAAAGUGAAGAGCAAGAGAAGAAGGCCAAGAAAAAAGGUCUCGGAGCAAUGUUGAGGUUUGGGAAGAAAAAAGAUGACAAAGGUGGAAAAGUGGAUCAGAAAGGUAACACAAAGCCUCCAACUGUGAAAGAAGAAGAGAAUGAUCUUGACAAAAUGAAAGAAGAACGUGAAAGGAUUAAUGCAAAGCAUCAGGAGUUAAGAGAAAAGCAGGCCAAAAUGAUGUUGGACUUAAAUGCAUGCCACAAUAUUGAAGAUGACGACAUGGACCCAAAUUACGCCAGAGUAAACCAUUUCAAAGAGGCCCCUCCGCAUCUCAAUGCCCAACGCCCUUAUUCUCCUCCGUUGCCUGGGGCUCAUCUGCGGGACACACAAGUACAGGCAUCAGAAAGAGAUCACGUUCAAGACCUUUACGGAAAGAUAAACAAGAGGCAGCAGGUUCCGGAUGCAGUUGACAGUGUCCGCUCAACAUCUGGGAACGCAGACCGUAUCCAGCAGCUACGGAUGGAGUAUUAUCAAGCAAGACGUGAUGGUUUCCCGAUGUAUGAAGACGAGAGCGGGAUGGAGAGGCCUUUAGACUAUGAACAGAAUUGGAUGGCUUCCAGGCUUCCUGAUGGAUCUCGAAACCUCCGAUUUGAAGGGAUGGAGAGGCAGUAUGCAUCGUUGCCCAGACAUGGACCACUGGAACCAAUUGAGUAUAUGUCUGGACCCCGUAACAGGUAUAAAGAGAGAGAACCUCCACUUUACUACGAUGUAGCCCAGCCUGCCCAAACCCCUCAAGGUACAUAUUCCAGAACCCAGGCCCACCAAGAAGACAACUAUCGUUUCCCUCCAUAUCAGCCUCAUUUGACAAAGGGUCCACUCCGGCAAGAUGUCCCACCUUCUCCUCUACCAGGACAGAGAUUACCAGGCUACAGCAGUGGAGAAAGAUCUGGGGCAGAUCGCUAUCAGUAUCGACCUCAAGACCCACGACAAAAGAACCCUAUGACUGCAGCUGUAUAGCCCAACUUGAGUUCCAGACACUCUUUACCAAUGAAGAAGAGUCAAGGCAUGACUAUGUCAUCUUAGAUGAAUGGACACAGUCAGGUUUACAUUCAAUGAAUAUAUAUGCCAAACCAGUUUGACGGUACCUUAUAUAAAAGGUGUUACAAUGGCCUUCUUUUCAGCAAUAAUCCUCAAAAAAGUGCUUUAUGUCAAGAAUAUGCCUUUGAUAUAUUUUCACUUAUAUUUAGCAAUUUUCUGUACUUGAAAUAGUUAAAUGAGAGUCUCCAUUUGACUACAAUUUCAUUUAGCGGACAUUUUUUGGAUACAGAUUAUUUCAUUAUUAGCUAGUCAGGGGCUAGUCGUCAAUGUUUGGAGAGUGAUCUGUUAGCUGCCCUUGGUAUUAUAUUCAGGUACUUUGUCAUCCCAGUAAAGAGCAGAUUGUAUUAAGAAGAGGUUAAAAUUCAAUAUUACACUUGGCACAUUAUGGAUACUGUUACAAAUAUUACUGAAUGGAUAAAUAGCGUAUGUGCCUUUCCUGCAUUAUCAAAGGAGGAUCCUAUAUUAAUCCAAACAUACAUGUGAUCCACCUAUAGUUAAUGUAAUAUUUUAUAUGAUUUUUGAUGGACAGAUUUUCUUAUUCAUUCUUUUAUAACCACUAUUUAUAACUGUUUUGAUUCUUGUACUUUAUAGUAAAAUCAUUCCUCUAGGUACUGCUAUUGAAUAUUCAUAAUGUAAGGUACGACUAAUUAUAGCCAUUUACUGUGCUUGUUCUUGUUUUCAAUGUGGACCAGUAUCACUGUGUAAAAUCAUACUUUUUAAAAGGCUCAUGAUACAGCGGCUAAUUAUCCCCUGAUGUUUUAUAUGGUGCUGUACAGAAAGCACAAGUAGCUUGACUGUAUAUCUCACACUGUAAACUGCAGCACAAGAAUACUCCCAAGUGCAUUAAAAACUUUCAAUUGACUGGGUCUCCUCUGCCAAUCAGAAUGUAGCCGCAGCCUUUAAAUGCUCAUUAAAGAUACACAUACGAUGAAUCAAAAACCAAUAAAAAGUCAAAAAACACCCAAAUACCUGUAAAACAUGUCAUUUUAAUGUAUUAAGGUGGCAAUGGUGGCAGGGUAAUGUGUCAAGGCUGCACCAAUCAAUUGUACCAUUAUGUAAUAUACAAAUCUACUUUUAAAGGAACACUCCAGGCACCAUAACCACCUCAUCUUAAUUAAGUUGUAAUGGUGCCAGGAGGCCCGGAGCGCACUUUUUUCCUCAUGGGGUAAAUCAUUCUUGAAGCCGGAUGCCGCCUGAGGGGAGUAAAGAUCGGCGCUGGAGGCUCACUUUGAGGUUAAACCCAUUGAGGUCCGAGUGGGUCCUGGGGCCUCCUUGCACCAUAACAACUUAAUUUAGAUGAAGUUGUUAUGAUGCCUAAACUGUCCCUUUAAGCAUCUUUUAUAAAAGUCAUACAUUUGUAAUAUUUUUCUUUGAGCACUAAAGAAACCAGUAGAUAUAAGAUGCAACAGCAAGUGCAAAAGAAAAUGGCUCCUCCAAGCUUCUGAAAGAAAACAGCACAUGCAAUCUAUUAUUCCUUUGUAUUUUUUGGUGGGGAGGGUGGUUUGUUGUUUAUUUUUUGAAGACUAUUACCCACAUGCAUUAAACACAAUAUAUAAACUCUCAAAGACUUCCUUUCAUUUAGCUAUAUUUUUCAUUUUACUCUCAAAGAGGUAGCUGACUGAGUCAAGUGUUUCCAAUAUAUCUCUGCUUGAGCCUGGUGAGUCACUUAGAAUUAUUGAAAUACUCUUGAUCAUCUAAGGGCAUUAGUAAAACCAGGACUUUUUUUUUUCAAACCACUUGGAAAAAAAAAAGAUAAUCCUGGUACAAAAAAACACACAAUAAUGACCAAAACAAGAAAAGGAGCUGAAGGGUACAAGUAAAGUUCAUGUUCGGAAUGAAUUCAGUCUGCAGAAUGUAUUGAUCCCAUACUAAGUGUGCAAUCAAUAUAUUCUGUCACUGCAAUGCUUUUUACUGUGAAAAAUGUAUCACAGUAACUGAACAUUGCCAACCUCUGGCUAUGCUUUGUGUGUGUGGUGUGUGUGCGCGUUUUAUUCAGCUAACAUUUUCCCUGCUGUUUUUUUUAGAAACUCAGAGUGGAUGUUGAACAGCACAGCCAUUAUAAAAAGGAUACCCUGGGGUGGGUUUUUUGUCUCCCUCGAUGGUCAUCUUUAUGGUCUGGUGGAGGGCCAGCUAAAAGAAUGGAAAAGCUCAACAAGAUGAAUUUGACUGUGACUCAGACACAGUGUAGUAAAGCCAAGAAAAACAGCAUGAGCUCUGUCAAUUUUUUAUUACAAUAAUAAGAAUUACUUUGUCUCAACAGCUCUGUGCAGCAGUUUAAGUUGGCUCCAUAAAACAGUCAACGUUGGGGUGGUUUGCACAACUGAGACUCCUGCCAGUGAAAGAGUCCAUUUAAUAGUUACGAAACUCCAACCACCAUAAUCCUCUCUUUAAAGGAACAAUCAAAAACACCAUUACUACUACUGUUCAUUGUACUAGUUAUGGACAGAAAGCCUUUGGCGUCUACUCAACCGAGUUUGUAUCAAACCAUUGGAGUCAUUUGACAAAAGACAACUAUGUCUCCGUCGCACCUAAUACCUGGUUCCUCUUCUGCAUAUGGGAACUUUCAAAUUAUCCGUCCAACAACAUUUGACAUAAUCCAAACACUGUUUGCCCCAUAACCACUACAAUGAACUGUAGUCACUUUAAGUUCUAAAGUCGUAAUACAUUAGGAAGCUCCAAGAAUAAUUUCUUUAAGUUCACUAUCCAACUAUAUGUCCUUCAAGGUACUUAGGUGUGACACAUUGGCCUUCUACUGCUUAUUCCUCUAGUACACCUAUGAUUAAAUCUGUAAGCUUUCAUCAAACUGUGCUUCCAUCUGUGAAGUGUUAUGGC